AUGCCAGUCUCCGUACCUCGUCAGACAAAGCCCCAGGCUCAUAUCGUCGACAAAUCUUCUCAGCGUGCUCCCGGCCACUCGAUUUCCACCCAGUGCGUCACAGGCCCCCUGCCUGCUCCCCCAGCGGCUCCGUUUUCCUCCUUGAGCGCUUGCGAAGAGUGGCUCGUCUCGCUGCCUUCCUGGAGGACGAGCAAGCAGCGCCUCAGCUCCGACGAGGUCGGUCUGCCUCCCCAACACUCAGAGACGCAGGAUUUUUACCUAGGGUUGACUGCCGCGGCGAACGCGCCAGUCAUUAAAGGGUCACACGCUGAAGCGUGUAUCCCGCCCAUGAAUAGUAAUCCGUUCGAGUAUCGUCAGGAGGCCACCCGGGCCCCCCGACAUUUCGAUCUAGGCCACGCCCGGUUCGAUAUGGACGUUGAGGCAGUGAACUCUGCUUACCCCUCCGCCCAUCAACUACAAUGGGAUGACACCCUUCUCGCCAGUCGGGAUGCGGUAGAUGCCAUGGUAGAGGAUGACCCCCGCGGUUUCACCUCCAAUCCUUCUCCUAUCCAGUAUCUGACGGAUUCGGCAAGUUACAAUCGAUCCUGCCAGGCCGGUGCUUUCUCUCCCAUCUUCCAUGAUCAGUCCCCAGGUUCGGCCAGUGGCCCGGAAACGGGAUCAAGUCCUCUGGAACCUGUCACGCCUUUCGGCGAGUUCGUCGAUCGUGCUGUCGCUCAAGCGCAGCCUGCCCCUCUGGACAAUCAGUAUGCGGAACGCAGCAUCACCCACGACUACUACCGACCAGCGUUUGAGACUUACCAAGUGGCCCCAGUUUAUCCUACCAUAGCCGACGAGCCGAAGCAACAGGAUCCUGUUGCUGACACUGUCCCUCCAACCACAUCUGUAGGCUACAAAAAGCUCUCGCAACCACUGUCCGAAUGGGUAGCUGUCUAUGUUUGGAAGGUAUGUACCACUGGAUUUAGCUUGCCGGAAGCCUUCUCCCGACCUGCAAUGAACGCUGCCGCAUAUGCUACCGUUUCAAUGCCGGAUUACUUGGCUCCGUCUAUCCAUUCCUUACUGCUUUCUACUCUCUUGCAACCUUCUGCCGUGUUUUUGGCGGUUUGGUACAUCGUUCGCCUUCCUGUUUACUUUGCCGCUGCCCCUCUUGGCGAAGAGUUUGUCAAGGAGAAGGCAUUUAGAGCCGCUCUAUUGGGGGAUGGGAUCGGAUCUUUGGAACAUCGUACAGCAGACGCAAACCCCGUUUUCCGCGUUGUAGUCCUUGGAUGUAUGUUGGCUAACAAAUGGCUUGACGACCACACAUUUAGCAACAAGACUUGGCAUUCGAUCUCAAACAUCUCUGUGCAGACGUUGAAUUGUCUUGAGGCCCUUGCCCUCGACAUCUUCAGCUACGAUCUGUCCAUCUCCAACGCACAGUGGUCGCAAUGGUUGUCUCACAUUCUUUCUUACCACUUGUCGCUGUCCUCUCCUUCCUACCCACAGCCAAUCUCACGGCCAUCUUCGAACCCUCACUCGAUCAUUCGCAAGUCGAUCGAAGGGAUCAUCAAUGUGCCAACUAACGUCAAGUCCGCUUGCAACGUGCCCCAGCCCGUUUUCCUUGGCAUUGAAGAGAGGCUUCGAGAGAGAGAGGAGAAGGAACAAGCAGCCUUGGCGAUGGAUCUCGAAAUAGACCUUGACGAAGAUGGUCCCCUUCGCGAGGAAUAUCUGCCAAAACGUCGUGCCAGCAAAUUAGCGUCGCAAAAUGCGCAAGCCCACAGUGGACAGGUUGCCGAUAGGUGGAACAAGUCGGAGAUGUCUGUCAAAGCGUUGCCACCCCCAGCAAAAUGGAGCCCGUCGGGGGAUGAGCCUAUCCUCCGGGACAGGAAUCGUUCCAAUGGACAUUACGUCGCAGUUCAAGCGCCCCCGCUAGCUUCCUCUACCACGUACCCCAUAUGCCGGCCGCGCGAUGUACCAUACAACCAGACCUGGAACUUCGGAUAUCUGCCCGUGAAGCAACCUGCAGCGAGCCUUGCAUAUGACGUGCCUAAUAUGUACAUAGGCGGUUACAACCCGUUCAACCAUGGUUUCUCGCAGAUUCCCCACUCACGCUCUCAUUCGCUGUCCUAUGAUCAAGAUACUUUAUUGUCGCAUAACCAUAUGCGCUCGUUCUCUCAAUCGCGCUUCUGUGGGGAUCACGCUCCUAUUCAUGAAAGCGAGCCUAGAUGGAGAGACUCUGCUGCUGGCCACUACCCCUAUCAUGGCCCUGCCUAUGUACACAUACCCACUGUGGGCAUGCAACCCGCCUGGUGA
Psilocybe cubensis is the source of this 2286-nucleotide messenger RNA. RefSeq lists its product as uncharacterized. Bases 1 to 2286 code for a protein of 761 amino acids. Gene Ontology annotation, cellular component: nucleus; cyclin-dependent protein kinase holoenzyme complex. Gene Ontology annotation, molecular function: protein kinase binding; cyclin-dependent protein serine/threonine kinase regulator activity. Gene Ontology annotation, biological process: regulation of cyclin-dependent protein serine/threonine kinase activity. NCBI's taxonomy places the organism in Eukaryota, Fungi, Basidiomycota, Agaricomycetes, Agaricales, Agrocybaceae. The record is from RefSeq and is a predicted model, not a curated record. The transcript has 3 exons.